AUGUCUUCUACGACGGAUUGGUUCGAAGAACCAGGUGUGGAGUAUUGGAAAGCCGAUCUUAUCUUUAGAACUGAUUAUCAUCUGAAAACCCAAAAGUAUAAAUUCGAAUGGACAUUUCCAAAUUGCACAAAGGAACUUCUCGAGACUUCUCCAGUCAAGUUACUCUCUAAACCUUUUGGUGAUAACCGGUGGCAAAUCUCAGUUGGUACAAUAGCCAAAACACCUGGUGCAGCUCAAGAUACUGAACUACGGACAUCCAAGACAUGGGUCAGACGUUGUGAGACAUGUACAGCGACUCUUGGGACUCCCAGUAAACCUGGUACCUAUGGCAAGGACAAAAACAUCUCAGGUGGAUAUACUUUCAAUUCUGGAUUAGAAAGUCGAAGAGGACAAGCCAAAUACAUAAAGCUAGACAAGCUCUUUCAGGAUCAAGGAUUUCUUCUCGAGCAAGCAUUAUUUGUGCAAGUUACUCUCACCGAACGGAGGCGAACAACGGAACCUUCACCCUUUGGCGAUAUCACACGCUUCGCAGGUUGUUCAGCACGAUUUUCGGGACUAUUUGAUGAUCCAGAUUGUUCGGAUGUUUGUUUCGUAUUUCCGAAGCAGAAAGGGAGCAAACGUGGAAUUCGAACAAUAUAUGCUCAAAAGUAUAUCAUUCGAUCAGUACCUUACUUCAAUACAAUGUUCGAGUCAGGAUUUCUAGAAAGUGCAGACGCCCUGAGUCAAGCGGAUUCAAUCGAGAUGGAUGAGAUGUCGAUGUCUCCAUCACUGCCAAAUGGGGGUAUCAAGACCGAUCCAGAUUUUAUCAAGACUGAACCAUCUAGCCCUCUACUCGAGGAUUUACCGGAUAUGACGCUCAUGGCUGAAGAUUCACUCAUGGGGGAAAGUGGAAUCCUCGAAAGUGAAAACUGUGCAUACGAUGAAGACGAUUCGGAUUUUGAAUUGGAUGAACUUGAAGAAUCGGUAAGAGGCGUUCAACAGGCUGCUGAUCAUCUCACCCUCGCCGAUGUUGGAAACCUAUCGGACGCUUCACCUUCUCGUACAUUGAACGCAAACGUUCAUCGACCAUCGAAGAAGCGAAGGAUUUCACAAUUGGCUGAUACGAAUUCUCAUCAUCCAGAUGGUUCACCUCGUAAGGGAAUUCAUCGAAUCGUGAUCACCACUACUUCUUAUACUACUUAUCGUGCCUUGCUGCUAUAUAUCUACUCCAACUCUAUUGCAUUUGCCCCUUUGAGGUCAAGUUGGCAAGUGUUGCGGGACAGAGCAGAAGCCAAAGGACGCGGAUUAGUACCCAGGAGGAAUGUAUACGUUCGUGACCAAGCUGUCAAAUUCUCAUUGGCCCUGAGUACGGAUGAACUACAACCUACCUCACCGAAAUCGAUGUAUGUCCUAGCGGAUAUGUUACAAUUACCUGAACUGAGACAGGAAGCUUUGAAUCAGUUCAACAGGUUCUUGACCAUUGAUAAUGUCUGCAUAGAAUUAGCUAGCUCCUUUGUAGGUAAAUAUGAUCAAGCCAGAGCAAUCACUUUUGACUUUUUAAGGAAUAACUGGAAAACUGUAGCAGUAACUCCAAGUUUCACGAGAUUGUUAGCAGAUGGAUUAAGAAGCUUAUCUAGUACAACUCAAGCUGAUUUUUCAGCUCUAUUAUGUGCACUGACUGUCCCAGUUGGUAGUCAUCAUUCUAAUAUUGUCGGAAGUGGUCCUUCAUCAUCUGUAAACCUAUAUCAAGGUUCAUAA
Melampsora larici-populina 98AG31 is the source of this 1737-nucleotide messenger RNA. RefSeq lists its product as uncharacterized. Gene Ontology annotation, biological process: regulation of proteolysis; proteasome-mediated ubiquitin-dependent protein catabolic process. NCBI's taxonomy places the organism in Eukaryota, Fungi, Basidiomycota, Pucciniomycetes, Pucciniales, Melampsoraceae. Bases 1 to 1737 code for a protein of 578 amino acids. The transcript is spliced from 12 exons. The record is from RefSeq and is a predicted model, not a curated record. Gene Ontology annotation, molecular function: ubiquitin protein ligase binding. Gene Ontology annotation, cellular component: cytoplasm.